AUGCCUCCUGUCCAAAAAGGCGGAUUAUCAGUAGCUGUGCAACGACUUCAACAGGAUUAUGUCAGACUAGCUCGUGAUCCUAUUCCAUUUAUUGUCGCUCAUCCUCUAAAUUCCAAUAUUUUUGAAUGGCAUUACCUUGUUCUUGGUCCUCCUGACUCUCCUUAUCAGGGUGGAUACUAUCAUGGAAAACUAAUUUUUCCUAAAGAAUAUCCUUUUCGACCUCCGUCAAUUUACAUGCUCACUCCUAGUGGGCGAUUUAUGUGCAAUACAAGGCUGUGUCUUUCAAUCAGUGAUUUCCAUCCAGACACAUGGAAUCCAGCUUGGUCGGUUUCCACGAUUCUUACUGGUCUCCUCAGUUUUAUGCUUGAAGAUACUCCAACCAUGGGGAGUGUUUCAACAUCUCUUAGCGAAAAACGGCAAUUAGCCAAGGAAAGCCUAGAGUAUAACAUGAAAAAUCCAAUAUUCGUGGAACUAUUUCCUGAUGUUGUCACCGAGUUACAGUCAAAGCAAAAACUGUCUGAAUCCUCAUCCCCAAGUCGAAACGGUCAGGCGGGUGUAGAGAAUCAGGCCAAUGGCAGUCAACGAGGCGGCGCUGGUGGUGCGGUAGGGGACCAAUUGCCAUUCUAUGUCGUCCUUGCCCUCUUUGGAAUAUUUGCCAUCUCCGUACAAGUAGUGUUGGGGUACCUUGGAGACUCACUAGGAUGA
This is a messenger RNA of Rodentolepis nana, 705 nucleotides long. The record is from the annotation of a GenBank genome assembly. Lineage: Eukaryota; Metazoa; Platyhelminthes; Cestoda; Cyclophyllidea; Hymenolepididae.